UGAUAGUAGCUGAAUAAAGAAAGGUGGUGCUGACAUUAUGUCAUGUUGUAGCUUCUGCAACUAAAAAUUUCUGUACAACAUUUAUAAUUUUGUUACUUUUUUAUGAAGUUAGUUUGGCAGAUGAGAUGUCUAAUAUGUCCACUGAAAUCUGAGAACACUGUAAAACAAAGGCAGUUGUUCGCGUUAGCUUUUGCGAAAAAAUUUUAACCAGUCGAUGUUUAUGUUCAUUUUUUGUCUGAGAGUGGUCACAGACAAUUUUUUACAGAUGCGCUUUUCCAUUGUGGAAUUUACUGAAGAGAAAACAGUAGCUGUUGUGCCCAACAUAUGGAUUGUUGGUGGCAAAUGCUAUUGGCCACCAGGACCUGGCUGCAAAAUGGCGACUGUUCAAAAAGCAAAAGCCCCCAACAAAGACUGGAAAAUGUACAGCAUUGUGGUGAAAACUACCUACAGCACAUAUCAAGAGGCUCGUAGAAAUCUGGAUCAAGCUCAGUACUCUGAUGUUGAAUCUGAGCACCUUCAGAAACGGAAGGUGUCAAAGCCAAGUCGUUACAUCAGCGAUGAUGAAGUGCCUACUUUUCAUUCACGCCUCACUGGUUCAAAUGGACCGUCCACAGAUGAACGAAUGGAGAACACUUGUGCAAAUGCUUGCGACGAAUUUCACGAAGGAGGAAACCAGUUGCAAGAGGUUGGCAACCAACAGAAAGGACAGAUGUCAAAGCCAAGCCACACCUUCAAUGCUCUUUUGAAACCCCCCAGCAGCUUCCCUGGCCCAUCUGGUUCAACACACAGAGACUGCGACACUCCGGCAGAAAACACUGAAGAUCUUUCAAGUGACUCUGACGAAUCGGAAGAUGGUUGUGAGAUGCUGGAUGGCCAGGAGACUGAAACUGGCAUGCGUGACUCUGGUAAACUGUGA
Messenger RNA from Rhipicephalus sanguineus (brown dog tick), 916 nucleotides. RefSeq lists its product as uncharacterized. The transcript is spliced from 8 exons. NCBI's taxonomy places the organism in Eukaryota, Metazoa, Arthropoda, Arachnida, Ixodida, Ixodidae. Bases 215 to 916 code for a protein of 233 amino acids. The record is from RefSeq and is a predicted model, not a curated record.